AUGACUGCUUUUGGGUUUAGUCUCAAGACUAAUCAGGACAAGGUGGUUCGGUUUUUUCUUCAAGAGGUUGUUUAUAUUGACCACGAUACUCAGAUGGGUUCUUAUCGUGAGGAGGCACAGGCCAAGAUUUACGCAAUUGGUGGAGAAGGGUUGUGGAGGAAUAUGGGUAAGAGUGGCAAUGAGGAGACUUGGAGCAAAGAGUUUGUUAUUGGAAAUGUGGGACAAAAUCGUAAUAAUUUUAUUUCAUUCACUAAUGCUCCAUUUAUCUUGAUUGGCAACAAGAACGAGGGCAUGGCUAUUCGGAAAACCAGAUCCAAACAAAAGCCUGAUGUUCGGUAUUAUGUAGCUGAACAAAAGUUGGCUACGACCCCGAAAGAUUAUCCCGGAAAACUUACUUGGUAUGUCUUCGUAACUUGCAUCGUCGCCGCCAUGGGUGGGCUGAUUUUCGGCUAUGACAUCGGCAUCUCUGGUGGGGUGACAUCGAUGGCUCCGUUUCUUGAGAAGUUUUUCCCGUCUGUGUAUCGGAAGGAAGAACUCAAUCAGUCAAGCAAUCAGUACUGCAAGUUCAACAGCCAAACGCUGACCAUGUUUACGUCGUCUCUGUAUUUGGCUGCUCUUUUUGCGUCCUUCUUGGCGUCGACAAUGACCAAGAAACUGGGCCGCAAGUUUUCCAUGCUUAUGGGCGGUUGUGUCUUCUGUUGCGGUGCUCUUCUCAAUGCCUUUGCUGUACACCUCGCUAUGCUCAUCAUCGGUCGAAUUUUGUUAGGUGUUGGUGUUGGUUUCGCCACUCAGUCAGUGCCACUGUUUGUAUCGGAGAUGGCUCCACAUAGAUACCGCGGAACCCUCAACGUCUGCUUCCAACUAUUCAUCACAAUCGGCAUUUUGAUUGCCGGUCUGGUCAACUACUUCACCAACAUGAUCAAGGGCGACUUGGGCUGGCACAUCAGCUUGGGCGGUGCCGCUGUUCCAGCCGUCCUCAUGAUCUUCUCAUCUCUCUGGGUCUCCGAAACCCCAAACUCCCUCAUCGAGAGAGGCCAUUUGGACAAAGCCAAGAAGCAGCUCCAGCGCAUCCGUGGAGUCGCCGACGUCCAAGCCGAGUUCAACGAUCUGGUGGAUGCGAGUGCAGCCUCAAAGGAAGUGGAACACCCAUGGAGAGACCUAUCCAUGAGGAAGUAUAGGCCUCAGCUUUGUUUGGCUAUUUUGAUUCCCAUGUUUCAGCAACUCACUGGGAUCAAUGUGGUUAUGUUCUACGCUCCUGUGCUGUUCAAGACCAUUGGGUUUCAGAGCAAUGCUUCGCUUGCAUCGGCCAUGAUCACCGGUGGUGUGAAUGUUCUUGCCACAUUUAUCUCUGUUUUUGGGACUGAUAGGUGGGGGAGGAAACCCCUGUUUCUAUGGGGAGGUGGCACCAUGAUUGUGUUUCAGAGUGCAGUAGCAGUUCUUAUUGGUACUAAGUUUGGAGUAACAGGAGAUGCUACCGAUUUGGGAACACUAUAUUCAAGCAUCCUAGUAUGUUGUAUCUGCAUUUUCGUCACAGCUUUUGCAUUCUCAUGGGGUCCUCUGGGAUGGUUAGUGCCCAGCGAAAUCUUCCCUCUAGAAAUUCGGUCAUCUGCGCAGAGUAUCGUCGUGGCCGUGAAUAUGUCAUUCACUUUCCUCGUUGCCCAACUCUUCCUUGCUGCUCUUUGUAUGGUCAAGUACGGCUUAUUCAUCAUCUUUGCAGGUUUAGUGCUAAUCAUGAGCCUCUUCGUCAUCUUCUUCGUGCCGGAGACCAACAAUAUACCCAUCGAGGAAAUGUCACAAGUGUGGUCUUCUUCACAGGGAUGGUCUUCGAGGGAUGGUCUUCGACGUCGAAAAAGAACGUCUGCGUGCUGUCUCAAAAACAGGGGCUUUGGGGGAAAAAAAACUGAAGAAAUUUGA
Messenger RNA from Camellia sinensis, 1914 nucleotides. The record is from RefSeq and is a predicted model, not a curated record. Lineage: Eukaryota; Viridiplantae; Streptophyta; Magnoliopsida; Ericales; Theaceae.